UGUACUUUUGUAGUAAGAUUAGAAACAUUAAUACUUUUUCAAAUAUUAUAAAACAAUGGAAUAAGAAGACUUUUGAGCGAAAGUGAAUAUGAUUGAUAUGAAUAAAACUGGUUCUUAGAAAGAAUAUUUGACAUUUUAAGGAAAUAUCGAUAUCAGUGUCACUCAUAUAUAUACAUAUAUAUGUACAGUGAAUGGCCAGCGUUCGAUAACGACUUUAUCGUUAAUAACGAUAAGAUAAGUGAGGACUUCUCAGUAAGAAACGAACCACGAAAUCCGGUACACAUAUUUAAAUUAUGUUCGUCCUUAUAUUUUGUUUCAUCAGUUUGAGUCGCGCUGCUAUCAAUUAUAUUUCGAACAUCACGAAGAUGAAAAGCCUAGCGCAUUCUUUUCGAGAUCAACCGAUCUCGCAGGAUCCAACAAAGGAAAAUUACUCCAUGGACUCCAAGGAAAAUUUAGAUUUAAUUGACGCUAAAGUAGUACGUGGUAUAUCGUACAGGAAGGAAAUCGUACAGAAUUUCCCUAUACAUAAAGACGCAAAAAUCUAUCCGAUGAAUAAUAGACGUGGUAAAUGCGUGAUAUUCAAUAAUGAGACCUUUAUUGAAAUGGAAAAGCGAGAUGGAACUAAAAAUGAUGAGGAAGCGAUAAAGCACACCUUCACUAAUCUGGGUUUCGAAGUGAUACCUCAUUCGGAUCUUGACUACGUUGGCAUCAUGGAGAUUGCUGCAAAGUUGUCUGCGAACAAUUACGAAGAUUAUGACUGUAUCUGUAUUUUUAUAUUAAGCCAUGGCACUAGUGGUGAUUAUGUAUACGCGAAGGAUUAUCCAUAUCGGGUAUCUGAUAUUUGGGGAAGAUUCACCGCAGAUAAUUGUCCAUCAUUAACUGGUAAACCAAAGCUAUUUUUCAUACAGGCUUGUAAAGGAAAGAAUCCCAUGCAAGGUAUUCGUGUAAAGAGUGCAACUGAUUCGGUCCAAAAGAGUUACACAAUUCCUACUCAUGCAGAUUUCCUGUACGGCUACAGUUGUGUAGAAGGUCACUACUCGUUUCGAGGUUUAGAAGGUAGCUACUACAUUCAGGCUCUAUGCGAGGUGAUCAACGAACAUUGGAGGAAUAUGGAUCUACUGAAAAUGUUAACGAUAAUAUCGCGCAAGGUCGCUUUCGAAUUCGAAGUUUCACACAAUAGUUCAUUUCUACAUGAGACAAAACAAAUGCCUACCUUUAGCUCAACAUUGACUAGAGAUCUAUAUUUUUUACCGAAAAAUAAGUCAUAGAACAGUAACAAUAUGUUUUUAACGAAUGAUCUCUUAAAAGUUUUGAAAACAGUCUUUCAUUGUUAUUGCAAUUAAUAUAUACAAAAAAUGUGGUAAAAAUUCAGGAAAGGGAGAAAUACUUUCACCCCCGUUUAUAUACUAUUAGGAUACUUACAAAAAAACAAGGUGAAUCCGACAAACCGUUAGAAAGUUAUUAAAUCUUGUUAAAAAUUUUAUUUUAAACUUAGCUACUAGGAAAGUCCUUGUAAAUUGCUCCCAAUAUUUUUCGCCUUGUCAUCCCUAUGCAAAUUCAAAAUUUUUUCUGAUCCAUGACUUUCUUAACAAUUUUAAGGAAACCACCAAAUUUCCUAAUAAGUAAUUAUGAACGAGGAUGUACAGAAGUAUGCGUUUAAUUUGCAGCCUUUUGUGUUUCCAACGAGUGCGCUGUGAACAUAUAUUCUAUAUAGUACGAAAGUGGAUGCGGCGUUAGAUCACGUUGGCCUUGAGCGAUUAAAUGAUUUUGAACAGAUUUCAGUCCUGAAUUGUUGUAUUGUGAUUAGCACAAUGUUCGAGGAUAAUGUAAGUCCUCUUUCGCGAUUUACAAUUUUAUUAACUGCUUCAUUUCCUUCUAGUAAUCUGCCAAUUUAUGUUAAGGAUAUUCAUCGUUUUACGUGACUCGAGCUUAUUAUAAAUGAGAGGAUAGAUGUAAAGAUAGAUAAAAUUUUGUGAUGCCAGUAUAGUAUGGGCUAUGAUAUAACAAAGUUAUAAAUUGAAUCAUAGUAUUCCAGUCAGAAUAGAAGGCACAAGGUCUUCGUUGGCAGAGGUUGUAGCACGAUCGCAAAGAAUGGCUAUCUUUGAGUUGAAAUCUUACGAUAUUAAAGGAGUAACGAAUUGCAUGUUUCUUAGAAUUUCAGUUUCUUUCGCACUCGAUAGCCAGAGACGUAUUACAAAUUUGAUAUUUUCAAAGGGUAACAUAAAAAUACAAGUAGCAGUAAGAGUUGCCGGACGUCUCGUGGUAGUUCAGUACAUAUCACAUGCUUCUUUAUCAUAUAUAAUUAUAGACAUAUUUAAAGUAACUAUUUAUAUUGUAAUUUUUGUAUGUAUUUCUAGAGUGGUUUCAUAUUUUAUUACCAUAAUCAUGAUAAUCGUGUCGUAUUACAGUCGUAUGAAAAAUUUUGUGCUGUAGAUAGAAUAUAUUUACAAAAAUUUUUUAUAA
Molecule: messenger RNA, 2463 nt
Organism: Bombus impatiens (common eastern bumble bee)
Lineage: Eukaryota; Metazoa; Arthropoda; Insecta; Hymenoptera; Apidae
Product: caspase-1
Exons: 5
Coding region: 294-1268 (324 amino acids)
Biological process (GO): apoptotic process; proteolysis
Cellular component (GO): cytoplasm
Source: RefSeq, a predicted model, not a curated record